Messenger RNA from Melampsora larici-populina 98AG31, 1512 nucleotides. RefSeq lists its product as uncharacterized. The coding region runs from base 1 to 1512 and encodes 503 amino acids. Lineage: Eukaryota; Fungi; Basidiomycota; Pucciniomycetes; Pucciniales; Melampsoraceae. The transcript is spliced from 5 exons. The record is from RefSeq and is a predicted model, not a curated record.
AUGGCUAACCUCUUUGCCAACCAAGGAGACUGGUCAUACACCGUCAACUACAACACAAAACUCUGGAUGGCUUUUGCUUCGCAGCCUCAACUCACCUUUGGCAACUUCAACACCAACCAAUUGGUAUCAAUACGCAGUUUUGCCACAGCAGCAGGAUGUAACUCGAAGCUUGUUAGCUCGGAGCAAAAAGGUCUCUCACAACAAAGUGUAUUCAACAAUGGUGCCACAAACACUUUCCCGGAAAAGGGAUCCCCAAAUGCUUGGCAAAGAGUCACCACGGCCUCAGUGCCUAAGGCCCCAUGGGCCGGCAAUAUCAAGCCAACAGGUCCAAAAAAUGCUCCUGUUAAUAUGCAGAUCUGCGGUAAUUGGAAUAAUGGCAACUGUAUGGAUCCUUGCAAAAACGGAAGGAUCCAUAAUGUGUGCAACGUCGUUGGAUGCAACCACACACAUACCAGGAAGCAGCAUUACUCCGCAAUACACAUUGAAGCGGUUGACCAAUCAGGAGCCAAGUCUAAAGUGUGGUCUAUUCCUUGUGUUUUACCGCCUUCUCUCAUGUUGCCGCGUUUCUUGUCUCCCGUUGUCUGUUCUGUGCCAGUCCCGUCGCUGCUAAUCGCAACCCACGGAAGUACAGACAUGGGCUUGUGUCGAACUGGGAAGAGCCAGUCAGCCCCUUCUCUGGAGGACAACCCAUGCGCUUGUUACGCCUUAUCUCAAUACCCAGGUUUCUUCAAAAUCAUGUGCCCGCUUAAUAUCCCGGUUUUCAAGCACCUCCUAAAAGACCACCCCAACGGUCCUUUAGUUGAUUCAGUAGUUCAUGGUCUUGAGCACAGUUUCUGGCCACUCUCAGCAGUUCCAGAUGCUAACAUCAAGGACCAUCCUAAUCACUCUAUAUGCAACAAUAACCCAAAAGCUCUGUUUGAUGCCAGGGAUGAGGAAGUGGCGGCGGGUCGUUAUUCCCCGCCAUUCUGCACCCUUCUCCCUGGUAUGAAGGUCUCGCCCCUCCAUUUGGUCACAAAGGCUGGCUCCUCAAAACAGCGGGUCUGCACAGACAUGUGUUUCGGAUCUCCUUUGUUGAAUGAUCUUGUCAACAAAGACAAAGCUAAGGUUGCUUAUGACUCCCUCACAUCCUUUGGACCGUUCAUGCUACACAUCUUGCGCGGCACGGGCCAUCUCAUCAUGUGGAAGAGCGAUGUUGCCCGUGCAUACCGUAACCUACCCAUGUUGCUUCUCUGGCAGAUACGUCAAAGCGUCAGGAGUGGCAACGAUUACCACAUCAACAGGUGUUCUAAUUUUGGCUCGGCUGCAUCACCGAACAUUUGGUGCCCUUUCUUCUUGCUUGUCUUAUGGAUAUCCUAUCAGAAGAUGCAACUAAGAUGUUUCAACAACCUCAUGGUCGAUAUUUGGGGUAUUUCUCACCCCAACUCUCUUACCUGCUUCAAAGGUGUACCAAUGCCCCUGAACCAAGCACGCCUCUUGCUUCUUUUCGACACGCUCAAUCGCCCAUGGGAAUGA